AUGGGUAAAUCUGUGAUGAUUAGUGUCUUAGAGUGCGAUAACCAUAUUGAUCCGGACAGGUCAAAGUGGGGUGGUUAUGGCCCUCUUGUUUCCAAAUGGCUGAGGUCGGACCAUCGUUUGCGGGAACGCGCACAAAUACGUGUCUGGGAUGUGAAGAAUACCAUGGACUAUCCAAAGCCAGGAGAUUAUGAUGUCAUCAUAAUCACUGGUGCACGUGAGUCACGGCCACAAGAACUGCUGAAACGUGCAUUGACGAAUUCGAGUACAGCCGCAAACCCGGAAGCUCAGGAACCCUGGUUGGUGAGGCUUCGGGAAUAUAUCAACAAGGAGGUCGAAAUGACAUCUACUCAGAAGUUUGUCGGAUUUUGUUUCGGUCACCAGAUUUUAGCAAUGGCCUACGGGUUAUCCGUUGAAUGUAGUGACUCGGGAUACGAGUUCUCUGCAACAACUAUCCAGCUAUCAGAGACCGGGAAAACACUGUUUGGACAAGAAUCUAUUUGUUUGAAUGAGGGCCACCAGUUUCAGGUCAAAGACCAGGACCUGGGACAACUCCAGAAUCUCGGCUGGACGGAUCAUACUCACAUACAAGGCCUCUUCCUUCCAAAACGCGUUUGGUCACUACAAGCCCACCCCGAAUUUGAUGCUACAGCAUUAGGUCAGAUACUGGAAUUUGCGAAAGCGAAACUAUCAGAGAAGGAAUAUCAAAGUGCAAAGGAGAGAAAUACAGGCAAUGUCGAGCAGCAAGUUGCUUUGGAUUCAUUAGUCAAAUUUAUCUUGGAAUAG
This is a messenger RNA of Fusarium mangiferae, 783 nucleotides long. RefSeq lists its product as uncharacterized. Gene Ontology annotation, cellular component: nucleus; cytosol. Bases 1 to 783 code for a protein of 260 amino acids. The transcript has 2 exons. NCBI's taxonomy places the organism in Eukaryota, Fungi, Ascomycota, Sordariomycetes, Hypocreales, Nectriaceae. The record is from RefSeq and is a predicted model, not a curated record.